AUGGAUUCCAACGGGUUAAAGCGCAAGGACACGACAAAGGGUCCGCCCCUGCGCAUCUUGUCGCUCGAUGGAGGCGGCGUGCGCGGCUACUCCAUGUUUCUGAUCCUUCAGGAGAUCAUGCACCGGACGUUUGUCGAAAUCGAAGGCCGGGCACCGCGACGAUCCGAGAUUCCCAAACCAUGCGAUCAUUUCGACCUUAUUGUCGGCACAGGCACCGGCGGCCUGAUCGCCUUGAUGCUCGGCCGGUUACGCCUCGAUAUUGAGACAUGCAAGGAACUAUAUGUCCGCCUCACCCGCAUCGUGUUUGAAACGGACAAAACCAUCGCCGGCAUCCCGUACCGCUCAACUUUGUUCAAGGCGACGAAGCUGGAAGAGGCGAUCAAGGAAUGUGUUCGAGAACAUACAAUCUACGAGAAAGAAGGCAACGAUGGCUCCGAGGCGGGAAGCAUCUACAACCCUUUGAGUUCCGCUUCGCGCUCGAGCGCUGCGCACCCGAAAGAGGCAUACCAGCAACGCGAGCGUACUGAGUUUCAGCGCGCGGAGUCCCACCUCGCAGGCGGCAAGGCCAGCUUUCUCCCGCGGUGGAAACCCGAAUGCCCGCCUUCUUCCGAGCGUGAUGUAGCUGAUGAAUCCCUUAGCGUUGUUACCGCGGUUUAUAAAGGCACACCAAAGGGCGGAGCGCCGGCCAUGCUGCGCUCCUACGACUCUCGGCGAGAACCGGCACCCGAGUUUGACUGCAAAAUUUGGGAGGCUGGACGGGCAACGUGCGCCAUCGGCCUCGCCUUCAAGCCCAUCCAGAUCGGGCAAUCCGUAUUUCAUGACGAUGGCGCGGGCACUUUCAACCCGUCCCUCACUGCACUCGACGAGGCGGUGGUGAAUGAGUGGCCUGGCCGCGAGGUUGGCGUCUUCCUCAGCGUCGGAACUGGCAAGCGGCCAAAGGGUAGCGACGCGAAUACGUCGCUGUGGUAUGAGGGCUUUCUUGGGGAGUUCGCCGAUGCGAGGAGGAAGCUGAUCGCAAAGAUUGAGGGCUGCGAGAAGAUCCACGAGUUGAUGAAGAGGGAGCAUCUGGCGAGGCGCGGUGUCAACAUUGAACACUAUUACCGAUGGAAUGUCGAGGUCGGCGUUGGCGAGUUUGGCAUGAAUGAGUGGAAUCGGCUGUCGGAUAUUAGCACAAACACCAGGAGAUACCUUGCGAGGGAGGACGAGCAGAGGAUGGUGCAGGGGGCGUCGGCAAAGCUAGCCAAGAUUCACUUUGCAAGGCAAAGGUGGGAGCGCAUCAGCUUGGCCGGGCCCGGCGCGUCGACACAAAUGGUGCCCGAGAUCGCCUUGCCCUUCGCCGUGGAGUUGCCGGGAGACGUCCCCCUGUCUCCUCCUCCCCACAGCCCAUCGAGCCGGCAGUCGUACGACUCUGGGAACGACAUGUUACCCGUGCGUGCCUCUACGCCGUCGCCGAGAAGUUCCGGCGAGCCGCCUCGACAAUCCCCGAAACUGAACCAGCUACCCUAUCCGGCUGCGCCUCCCACGGGUCACUUACCAGCGCCGCCCGGCCGCUCCGCCGACGGUGCGGCUGACGACUCGGACCGUCUAGUGGUCAACGCCCCGACGCCGUCGCAGUACCGAAUUGCUGCAGGUGCGGACAAGAUCGCAAUUACGGGACCAGACGACUACCCCAGGCGAUUUGAAGAUCCUUUGAUGCAACCACCGCCACUGCGGGUCAGGCCACCGUCGGUGCCACCCCCGCUUCCCCCAAAAACACCACUUCCUGAGAACCAGGCGGCUUAUGGCCGAGCAUCUGCUCCGGUAUUACCCUACCCACUUGACGACGACGCACCACCGGUGGUCAAUAUGGCGAGAAAGCCAAAUUACAACUCGAGGUAG
This is a messenger RNA of Chaetomium globosum CBS 148.51, 1878 nucleotides long. RefSeq lists its product as uncharacterized. The record is from RefSeq and is a predicted model, not a curated record. Lineage: Eukaryota; Fungi; Ascomycota; Sordariomycetes; Sordariales; Chaetomiaceae. Gene Ontology annotation, cellular component: membrane. Gene Ontology annotation, biological process: arachidonate metabolic process. The transcript is spliced from 3 exons. Bases 1 to 1878 code for a protein of 625 amino acids.